UUGGACUUUAUUAUUCUAGCAUCACGGCAGCAGGUUCCUGCUAAGUUUGGAGUUACUUUCGCCACAACUGUAUGUCUGCUUGAAGUAGUUAAACCAGGCACUGAGGCACAAGGAGUCUGCAUGUCGGACUAGACAUGCUCAGCUUUGUGGAUACCCGGAUUCUGUUGCUGCUUGCAGUGACUUCAUACCUAGCAUCAUGUCAAUCGGCUUAUGCAAAGGGCCCUAGGGGAGACAAAGGGCCUAGAGGUGACAGGGGUCCUAAAGGACCAGAUGGCAGACCUGGCAAACCUGGAUUUCCCGGACUCCCUGGACCCCCUGGCCCCCCUGGUCUUGGUGGAAACUUUGCUGCUCAGUAUGAUGGCGCUAAAGGACCUGACCCUGGCCCUGGCCCUAUGGGCCUGAUGGGUGCCAGAGGCCCUGCUGGACCCCCUGGUGCACCUGGUCCCCAAGGUCUCCAAGGACAUGCUGGUGAACCUGGAGAACCUGGACAGGCUGGUGCAGUUGGUCCUCGUGGACCCCCUGGACCUCCUGGCAAAUCUGGUGAAGACGGAAACAAUGGCAGAUCAGGCAAGCCUGGAGACAGAGGACCUGCUGGAGCUCAGGGUGCUCGUGGUUUCCCUGGGACACCUGGACUUCCUGGCAUGAAGGGACAUAGAGGCUACAAUGGUCUUGACGGACGCAAAGGAGAGCCUGGUUCACUUGGCCCUAAGGGCGAGUCUGGUGCUCAUGGUGCUAAUGGAACCCCUGGACAAAGAGGUGCUCGUGGUCUGCCUGGUGAGAGAGGCCGUUCUGGUCCUGCUGGUCCAGUUGGUGCUCGUGGUGCUGAUGGUAACACUGGUUCUGCUGGCCCUGCUGGCCCUCUGGGAUCUGCUGGACCUCCAGGCUUCCCUGGUGCUCCUGGACCUAAAGGAGAGAUUGGACCUGCUGGUCCCACUGGCCCUAAUGGACCUCAAGGACAGAGAGGCGAGCCUGGACCCCACGGCGUUGUUGGCCCAGUUGGUCCUGCUGGUAACCCUGGUGCCAACGGUAUCAAUGGUGCUAAGGGAGCUGCUGGUGCCCCUGGAGUUGCUGGUGCUCCUGGUUUCCCUGGCCCAAGAGGAGGCCCUGGUCCCCAGGGACCUGCUGGACCAUCUGGCCCCAGAGGUCUUUCUGGUGACCCUGGACCUGUUGGAGUGAAGGGAGAUGCUGGUCCAAAGGGUGAACCUGGUAGCUCUGGUCCUCAAGGUCCCCCUGGUCCUGCUGGUGAGGAGGGUAAGAGAGGCCCCACUGGAGAGCAGGGAGCCACUGGUCCUUUUGGUAUGCGUGGAGCCAGAGGAGCGGCUGGAACUCGUGGUCUACCUGGUAUGGGUGGCAGAGCUGGCCCAUUGGGCAUGCCUGGGGAGAGAGGUGCUGCCGGUAACGCUGGACCUCGGGGACCCCCUGGUGAUGCUGGUCGUGCUGGUGAGCCCGGGCUGGUUGGAGCCAGAGGUCUCCCUGGCAGCCCUGGCAGCGCUGGACCCCCAGGAAAGGAGGGACCUGUUGGUCCUUCCGGACAAGAUGGACGCACUGGCCCCCCUGGCCCUACCGGCCCAAGAGGCCAACCUGGUAACAUUGGAUUUCCUGGACCUAAAGGACCCUCUGGUGAGCCCGGUAAACCUGGUGAGAAGGGACCUGCUGGGGCAACUGGACUGAGAGGUCCCUCUGGUCCUGAUGGAAACAAUGGCCCUGCUGGUCCCGUUGGACUUGCUGGUGGCCCUGGUGAGAAAGGAGAACAGGGACCCUCUGGUGCUCCUGGCUUCCAGGGUCUUCCUGGGCCUGCUGGACCUGUUGGUGAGACUGGCAAGCCUGGAGAAAGAGGUAUCCCUGGAGACCAAGGUGUGGCUGGACCUGCAGGUUCAAAGGGAGAGCGUGGUAACCCAGGACCUGCUGGUGCCUCGGGUGCCCAGGGAUCCAUUGGUGCUCGAGGACCUGCUGGUACUCCUGGCCCUGAUGGAAGCAAGGGUGAGCCUGGUGCUGUUGGACCUGCUGGUGCUCCAGGGCAUCAGGGGGCUGCUGGCAUGCCUGGCGAGCGUGGUGCUGCAGGUACUCCUGGACCUAAGGGUGAGAAGGGUGAGUCUGGAUACAGAGGCUUAGAAGGCAAUGCUGGAAGAGAUGGUGCCCGUGGUAUCCCUGGACCCAGUGGACCUCCUGGGCCUGCUGGUGCCAAUGGUGACAAGGGUGAGGCUGGUUCCUUCGGUCCUCCUGGCCCUGCUGGAGCUCGUGGUCCUCCUGGAGAGCGUGGUGAGUCUGGCCCUGCUGGACCUUCCGGUUUUGCUGGGCCCCCUGGUGCUGAUGGCCUGGCUGGAGCUAGAGGAGAGAAGGGUCCUGCUGGUGUCAAGGGUGAUGUUGGACCUCCUGGUGCUGCUGGUCCUGCCGGUAACACUGGACCUCUCGGUCCUGCUGGCCCCGCUGGCCCCCCUGGAGCUCGUGGUGACAACGGUCCCCCUGGUUUGACUGGUUUCCCUGGUGCUGCUGGAAGAGUUGGACCUGCUGGUCCUGCUGGUAUUGUUGGACCUCCUGGUCCCACUGGUGCUGCUGGAAAGGAUGGUCCUCGUGGUCUCCGUGGUGAUGUUGGACCUGCUGGACCUCAGGGAGAGAAUGGCCUGGUUGGACCCCCUGGUCUGGCUGGUGACAAGGGAUCCCCUGGAGAGUCUGGUGUCAUGGGACCACCUGGAGCUGCAGGACCUCAGGGACAGCUCGGAGCUCAGGGAUUCAAUGGUCUUCCUGGUUCCAGAGGUGAACGUGGUCUUCCUGGUUCUGCUGGUGGUGUUGGUGAGCCUGGCAGAAUUGGCCCUCCUGGUUCCGCUGGUCCCCGCGGUCCUGCUGGUAACAUUGGUAUGCCAGGUAUGACUGGUCCCCAAGGAGAGGCUGGACGUGAGGGGAACUCUGGUAAUGAUGGUCCUCCUGGCCGUCCUGGUGCUCCUGGUGUUAAGGGCGAUCGUGGUGAGCCUGGAUCUCCUGGCCCACUUGGUGUUGCCGGUACCGCAGGACCUCUUGGACCCAGUGGUCCUGCUGGCAGAGCUGGAAACCGUGGUGAGGCUGGAUCCUCUGGAUCCUCUGGACCAGUUGGCCCUGCAGGAGCAAGAGGUGCACCUGGCCCUGCUGGAGCCCGUGGUGAGAAAGGUGGGGCUGGAGACAAAGGAGACAGAGGCAUGAAAGGACUGCGUGGGCAUCCUGGUCUGCAGGGCAUGCCUGGACCCAAUGGCCCUGCUGGUGAUACUGGUCCUGCUGGUAUUGCUGGUCCUGCUGGUCCUAGAGGCCCAGCUGGUCCCAGUGGCCCACCUGGUAAAGAUGGUAGAUCUGGAACACAUGGUCCUAUGGGACCUGCAGGAUCACGUGGUCCCCCUGGACAUGCUGGACCUGCUGGACCACCUGGAUCUCCUGGUCUUCCUGGACCACCUGGUCCUGCUGGAGGUGGUUAUGAUAUAUCUGGUGGCUACGAUGAGUACAGAGCUGACCAGGCUUCCCUUAGGGCUAAGGACUAUGAGGUGGAUGCAACUAUCAAGUCCCUCAACACCCAGAUUGACAACCUGCUAUCACCUGAGGGCUCCAAGAAAAACCCUGCCCGCACCUGCCGUGACAUCAGGCUCAGCCACCCAGAAUGGACCAGCGGUUUCUACUGGAUCGAUCCUAACCAAGGUUGCACCAUGGAUGCCAUCAAGGCCUACUGCGACUUUACCACUGGUCAGACCUGCGUCUAUGCUCACCCAGAGAGCAUUCCUCAGAAGAACUGGUACAGAAGCUCCCAGGAGAAGAAGCAUGUCUGGUUUGGUGAAACCAUCAAUGGUGGCACUGAAUUUGGCUAUAAUGAUGAGACCCUGAGCCCACAGUCCAUGGCUACCCAGUUGGCCUUCAUGCGUCUGCUGGCCAACCAGGCUGUCCAAAACAUCACCUACCACUGCAAGAAUAGCAUUGCCUACAUGGACGCUGAGAACGGAAACCUGAAGAAGGCUGUUCUGCUGCAAGGCUCCAAUGAUGUGGAGCUCAGAGCAGAGGGCAACAGUCGCUUCACCUACAGCGUUCUGGAGGAUGGCUGCACUAAACACACUGGCCAGUGGAGCAAGACAGUCAUUGAAUACAGAACAAAUAAACCAUCUCGCCUGCCCAUCCUCGACCUUGCACCUUUGGACAUUGGUGGCGCUAAUCAAGAGUUUGGUUUGGACAUUGGCCCAGUCUGUUUCAAAUAAAUAGACUCAUGAUAAAUUAAUAAGAGAGAAAGAAAGAAAGAAAAAAAGAAAAAUAUCUGCCCUUCUUCUCUGUGUUGUUUUUAUACUGAUUGCUGAUUUCCUCUGCACAUCCACUUGCUUAAGCUGGGCUCUAUCGGAGAGGACCAAUGGACUGAAUGGAGCAUUUCACAAUGCAAAUUAAUACAGCUGCCCAAAGAGACGCUGGGAAACACCAUGGUUUGGGACAUGCCAUCAUUUUGUAAAAAAUGAAAGAAGUGUAAUAAAAACAAUGAAAGUAUGCAUCACUUUGUGGUCUUUGUAUAUCUUCCAAUGAGGAGGUUUAAAACCACAAUUUCCAAAAGGUUUAAACUACCUCAUGCCUGUAUAAAGAAAAUAAUAUUGCCAAACCUGAUCCACAUCCUAGAUGUAAGUCGCUGGUACCAAGGCUUCAGGUGUUCUUUCCUGUGUCAAAGGUGCUCAAACACUUGAAGCGGAGAUAUAUGGUGCUACACAUACAGCUGUGGAGGAAACCACUUUUACUGUAUUACUUUGUAUUGUUUUUGAGGAGUAAUGCACAGGUCCCCCUGAUAACCCCAUUUUUUAAGCAGGUGGAAAAUUCUAAACCUGAUGUUUGUCCAGUUUAUACUUUUUUGUUUGUUUUUGUUUAGAUUUUUGUCUUGUUUUAGUUUGGGUUUUUUUUUUUUUGUUUGUUUGUUUGUUUUGUUCAGGCAUUUUAUUCAACCACCCCCUCAGUAUUCAUACUGACAGCACAUUUCAUCCAUUUGAAUGGGUUUUGGAGGCCUCUCUCUCUCAAAAUGAACCACAAAGUUUAUUGUACCUAUUUUGUAUAUGUGAGAUGUUUUAAAUAAAUUGUGAAAAGUUCUGAAAUAAAGCAUGUCCAAUGUUCCAAAACACAA
Molecule: messenger RNA, 5101 nt
Organism: Electrophorus electricus (electric eel)
Lineage: Eukaryota; Metazoa; Chordata; Actinopteri; Gymnotiformes; Gymnotidae
Gene: col1a2
Product: collagen, type I, alpha 2
Cellular component (GO): extracellular matrix
Molecular function (GO): extracellular matrix structural constituent
Source: RefSeq, a predicted model, not a curated record